Molecule: messenger RNA, 4330 nt
Organism: Nothoprocta perdicaria
Lineage: Eukaryota; Metazoa; Chordata; Aves; Tinamiformes; Tinamidae
Gene: MORC2
Product: MORC family CW-type zinc finger 2
Exons: 26
Coding region: 166-3051 (961 amino acids)
Cellular component (GO): nucleus
Molecular function (GO): zinc ion binding
Source: RefSeq, a predicted model, not a curated record
GUUUCAGCAGCCCUUCCUGAUGUCCGUGCCGUGCGCCUCCUUCCAGGGACUACCCACGAGUUCCUGUUCGGGGCCCUUGCCGAGCUCGUCGAUAACGCCAGAGAUGCAGAUGCCACAAGAAUAGACAUUUAUACAGAGCAACGGGAGGAUCUGCGAGGUGGAUUCAUGCUGUGUUUCCUGGAUGAUGGAACGGGAAUGGAUUCAAGUGAAGCUGCCAGCGUCAUCCAGUUCGGCAGGUCGGCCAAGCGCUCGCCGGAGUCCACGCAGAUCGGGCAGUACGGCAACGGCCUCAAAUCGGGCUCCAUGCGCAUUGGGAAGGAUUUUAUCCUGUUCACGAAGAAGGACAACACUUUGACUUGCCUCUUCCUGUCCCGGACGUUUCACGAGGAGGAGGGCAUUGACGAGGUCAUCGUUCCCCUGCCCACGUGGGACGCRCGGAACCGAGAGCCUGUGACCGACAACAUGGAGAAAUUCGCCAUCGAGACCGAGCUCAUUUACAAAUAUUCCCCUUUCAAGUCGGAGGAGGAAGUGAUGGAGCAGUUUAACAAGAUCCAUGGCGAGAAAGGCACUCUGGUGAUCAUCUUCAACCUCAAGCUCAUGGAUAAUGGAGAGCCAGAGCUGGACGUGACUUCUGACCCCCGGGAUAUCCAGAUGGCAGAAACGCCGCCAGAGGGAACCAAGCCCGAGCGCCGCUCCUUCCGUGCCUACGCUGCCGUGCUCUACAUUGAUCCCAGGAUGCGCAUCUUCAUCAACGGACACAAAGUGCGGACCAAGAGGCUUUCGUGCUGCCUCUACAAGCCAAGGAUGUACAAGUAUACCUCGAACCGCUUCAAGACCCGUGCGGAGCAGGAGGUGAAGAAAGCAGAACACAUGGCAAGGAUCGCGGAGGAGAAGGCUCGAGAGGCAGAGAGYAAAGCCCGAGCGCUGGAACUGCGCCUAGGAGGGAACCUGGCCCGGGAAUCCAGGGUGACGCUGCGUCAGGUGCAGAACUCGGCCAUCAGCAUGCGCAGGGAGGCCGACGUCAAGAGGAGGAUGAAGGACGCGAAGCAGCGGGCACUGAAGGAACCCAAAGAACUCAAUUUUAUCUUUGGUGUGAACAUUGAGCAGCGUGACUUGGAUGGCAUGUUCAUUUAUAAUUGCAGUCGACUGAUAAAGAUGUAUGAGAAGGUGGGCCCACAGCUGGAAGGUGGCAUGGCCUGUGGCGGAGUGGUCGGGGUGGUGGACGUGCCCUACUUGGUUCUGGAGCCAACCCACAACAAACAGGACUUUGCUGACGCCAAAGAGUAUCGGCACUUGUUGAAGGCCAUGGGAGAGCACUUGGCCCAGUACUGGAAGGAUGUUGCCAUAGCCCAGAGGGGUAUCAUCAAGUUCUGGGAUGAAUUUGGUUAUUUGUCAGCAAACUGGAACCAGCCUCCGUCCAGCGAGCUCCGCUACAAACGCCGAAGAGCCAUGGAAAUUCCUACCACGAUUCAGUGUGAUGUGUGUCUGAAGUGGCGCACGCUCCCGUUCCAGCUGAGUUCCGUGGAGAAGAAUUACCCUGAUAGCUGGGUGUGCUCCAUGAACCCGGAUCCCGAACAGGACAGAUGUGAAGCCGCAGAGCAGAAGCAGAAAGUGCCCCUGGGAAGUCUGAAGAAAGACCUGAAAUCACCAGAAGAAAAGCAGAAGCAGCUGUCGGAGAAAAUCCGCCAGCAGCAAGAAAAGCUGGAAGCGUUGCAGAAAACCACUCCAAUUCGAUCUCAAGCUGACUUAAAGAAACUGCCCCUGGAGGUGACUACCCAGCCUGCAGGAGAGACCGCUCAGCCACUGAGCCGACCRCAGCGCCCACGAUCUCCUCCUUUACCUGAUGUAAUUAAGAAUGCCCCCAGCAGACCACCAUCAUCCAAGCCUCUUCCAAAGUCCUCCGGCCAGCAGAAAAGGAGUUCUGYAGCUCAGCCAAGCACUAGCGCUCCCAAACUGGCCAACACCUCCAGGGAGGAGGCCGGUACUUCCAGGACAGCCCAGGUCUCUGGGACAGCUGGCAAGUCCCACAGCACCCUCAGAAGUCAUGCCAAAUCAGCCAGGUCCCCCUCUGCUGUCCCGCAGAGCCCCAAGAGCCUGCGUGAGACAUCGAGUCCCAAAGCCGCAAAAGUGCCAGUGAAGAAAUCAGCUGCUGUCAAAUCUACCCAGCAGGCCUCCACCACCCGGAAAAGGACUUUAAAUGCCACAGAAGAUGGGUCCGAGGAAGAAGUGGAGCAGAAGAGGACAAAUAAACGAGGCAAAAUUGUGAUAUUGAAAGAGGAGAAGAAGGAAUCAAACGAAGUGGUGGUGGAGCUCACUGACAGCGCAGGAGAAGAAGAGCUAGCAGAGCUGAAGAAGGCUCAGACAGAUAAAGGGCUGCACGUGGAGGUGCGUGUGAACAGGGAGUGGUUCACGGGCCGCGUCACGGCUGUGGAGCUGGGCAAGAACGCGGUGCGGUGGAAGGUGAAGUUUGAUUAUGUUCCUACAGACACCACCCCGAGAGAUCGCUGGGUGGAGAAGGGCAGUGAGGAUGUGAGGUUGAUGAAGCCUCCCUCUCCAGAGUACCAGACUCCAGACACGCAGCAGGAAGAGGAGGUUACUGCAGCUGAACCUUCUACCUCAGACUGUAUCAGAAUUGAACCAGAUACCACUGGGCCCAGCAGCAGCCAAGAAACGGUCGACUUGCUAGUGCAAAUCCUUCGGAACUGUUUGCGGUAUUUCUUACCUCCAAAUUUUCCCAUCUCCAAGAAGGAGCUGAGUUCCAUGAGCUCAGAGGAGCUGAUGGCAUUUCCCUUGAAGGAGUAUUUCAAGCAAUACGAAGUAGGUCUGCAGAACCUGUGCAAUUCAUAUCAGACACGCGCCGACGCCCGGGCCAAAGCCUGUGAAGAAAAUCUCCGUAACUCAGAGAAGAAGCUGAAGGAGACGGAAGAGAAGCUGCAGAAGCUGAGGACUAACAUCGUGGCUCUGCUGCAGAAAGUGCAGGAGGACAUUGACAUUAAUACAGAUGAUGAACUGGAUGCGUAUAUCGAGGACCUCAUCACCAAAGGAGACUGAGCAGCCCCCUCGCAGGCCCUGGAGCAGUUUGCAGAGCUGGUUUCUGCGAGCAGGGACACGGGAGUUCCUGCAGGGGAAGGACUGUGGCACCCAGCGAGAGCAGAGGCCGUUAGACUGUAAUUCUGUUGUGUUGGUGUACAACCUGUUCUUGUGACUGUACCCGAAAAAGACAUCCGUGCUGUUGGCAGGAACGUUUUUAACAUUGUAGUUCAAUUCUCUUCCUUCUGUUUAUAAAUAUUUAUUUUUAAAAGAAAUGGGAACUGUGCCUGGUAUGACAGGAGGGGUGCUGAGGGUUUUAGUGAGGUGAAAGUACGAGUACACUUUUUGUAUCUAGAAUACAUUGAUGUGCUGACCCCAGAAGAUGGGAAAAUCCUGCCUCGUAGAUUAUCUCAAGGAAGAAUCUGACAACUUAAAAUUACUGAGUCUUUGAGUUAGGGAACAGGAGGUGAGAAGAUAGAUUUUUGAGAUACCAACUUGGGCUAGAGAAGGUAAGGUCAGGUUUUGAGCUACAUAGGUGAGAUGGGAACGUUUUCUGUGUGAGCAUGAGGAGACGGGAUGAAAUCCUGAGGGUUUUGACAAAGCUGGGGGGGAAAUAGUGUUAGUGCAGUGAAGUUCCUGAACAUCAGGCUUCUGUAAGCAGGUGGAGUGAUUCAAAAUCCUCGUCAUCUGAGGAUGAGGAUCGCUUUGAAGGAUGCCUGCUGGGCUGCAAGUGGUGMGUUGUGAUCCUCAGAAGGAGAAAGAGCUAAAGUUCACAUUCUUUGCUAGCAGGGACCUUACUGCACGUUUUUGCUGCUGUUUCUCUGAGGCAUAAUUUGCAAGGAGAGAAGAAACCCUUGACCAGCUGAAAAUAAAGUGACUGCCUGUUCUAAGGUCACUCCUUCAGGUUUGUUUGCUUUGCGCAGCUUGCUCUUCCCAGGGGAUCUUGGGGAGAGCACAAGGGUUUGGAGCCCGGCGUCGCUGCCCACCUGGCCUCGGCUCGGCGACGGGGACGCCUCCUCCGUGCCUCCUCCCCGUUGGGAGCUGUGCCCAGCUCCUGGCAGACUCUUGAAGCAAAGAUACCUCGGUUGGAGUGCGUCGCCUGGCUCUCCUCGCUGAGAUUCUCUGCUGGACGAAACGUCUGUGAACUUGGUGCUCGCACAGCCCCAUCCUGCCCAGCCCGGGUCUGCGGAAAGGCCGUGCGACCGCGAUGCGGACGGACACAGGACAGACCACCGGGGUCACCACAUGGUGGAAGAUCUCACUGUGCUCUGCAAAUGCUCCCCAGUUAAACACGCGUUGC